Molecule: messenger RNA, 348 nt
Organism: Parastagonospora nodorum SN15
Lineage: Eukaryota; Fungi; Ascomycota; Dothideomycetes; Pleosporales; Phaeosphaeriaceae
Exons: 2
Coding region: 1-348 (115 amino acids)
Source: RefSeq, a predicted model, not a curated record
AUGCCUCAGCAGCGGGCAGCAAAUAGCACGCGGCCGUUCCGCGCUGCACGUCACACUCGCGAUCCGGCCAAGGCGUCCACAGAGUUUUCUCGCGGGGUGCUCACGGCGCAUGCAGCCCUCCCUGGUCUCGAGCUUGAGCUGGCAGCGCAGCGUAGCCAGAAUGAAGACGGCCGUGGUCGACGACGGACGCCGAACAUGGCAUCUGCUGCCGACAGGAUCGCGACGCCGCAUGCGAACGAGCACCCGCGGUCGAGUCGCGCGUCUCUAUCCGACCUCGGAGCUCGCUUACCGUCAAACGCCGACGAGGAUGAAGACGCUGCGAACCUGCAAACCGUGCCGCUGCGGUAG